CUUCUAUAAGUAAUGAUAAUUAACACCCUAGAGUACUCAUUGAGUGGCAUUAGUGUUUAAUGGAUGGUGUACUUGUAUUUAAAUUGGGGGCCAAUGUACCUUUUUGCACUCCUGACUAGUUCCCAGACAAAGUGACAUGUAUAACUUUGAAUCUUAUUGGAACAGGUGCAAUUUGAAACGAGUCAUCAUGUCAUCACCUACUCCCUCUCAGAGCGAUACGGUUACCACAGCAUCCACCGCCUCCAAUUCAUCGGACAGCGAGAUGGAAAAUGCCAAUGGGCCUAAUACCCGCUGUUCCAUUUGCCAAGAAACAUACACAAUACCCAAAGUUCUUAGCUGUUUUCAUACUUUUUGUCAACCCUGUCUCGAGAAACUUCAGGAAGUGGCAGACAAGAUAAGCUGCCCAGAGUGCCACCAAGAUACAUUUCUUGGGGGUCAAGGCUUGACAGGUCUUCUGCCUGAUUACGCUGUCAGCAACCUAUUGGAAACAAACGCAUUAGAUACAAGUGCCUUACAUUGUACAGGCUGCAAAAGCAAAGAAACCAACGCUGUUGCAAGGUGCUUUGAUUGUGCAAAUUUCUUGUGUGCCAACUGUGUCAUGGCUCACCAAUUUAUGCACUGUUUUGAAGGACAUAGGGUAGCAAGUCUGAGUGAAAUUCAAGGCAGUAAAGAUGAAAACGGCAGUGGCAAGUCAGAGAAGCCUAUUUACUGUCCCAGGCACAAGACAGAUGUCCUGAAGUUCUUCUGCAAAACCUGUGUUCAGCCCAUCUGUAAAGAGUGCACAGUUUUUGACCAUGGAAGAGGCCAUGACUGCUCCUUCAUCAUGGACAUCGGAGAAAAACAGAUGGAAGUCUUGCAGAGGAUGGAAGAGGAUGCAAAAAACAAAGUCAAUGAACUGCGUGUAGCAGCCAAAGGGAUUGAACACAUUUCUAGUCGCCUGCAGGUACAAUACCACAAAGCUCAGAAUGACAUCAAUGAUACCUACAACUUUUACAGAGCAAUGCUGGAGGAAAGAAAACAAGAAUCUCUGAAGGAACUCGAUCAGGUUUUCAACACUAAGCAAGUUGCCAUCAGCUCUUUGGCUCAGAAGAUCCAAGAAAACAUCGAUCGUCUUUUCCAAGGAUGUGACUUUGUUGACAAAGUUGUCAAAUAUGCAAGCAUCACUGAAGCUUUGAUGUUCAAAAAUCUGGUGGAACAACGAUUUCAGAAUAUGUUCAACUUCUGUCCAGACAUCAACAAUCAGAUGUAUUUUGAUAUUGAGUUUGUGUCUAACUUUCAGGCCAUCACCACUGGUGUACGCAACACUUUUGGAUACAUACGUGAAGCAGAAGACAUCAUUCCUCCUGUACAGAAACCACCUCCCAUUGCCAGACCCAACGGUGUCAUAACUACCACCACCACCUCCACAUCCUCUUCACCACCUCUAACCAAUGGUCAUAUUUUUGAGACACCCAUGCUGUCAAAAGAUUUUGGUGGCUCUCAGAAUAGCCUCAUAUUUCCACCUGCUGACACUAACAUGUAUGAGAAGUGGUCCAAUGGUAUGGACAUUUUCCAGAAUGGCAUUGAUGUCUUUUCUACCAGUGCUGAUCCUUUGUUUGACAUAUCAAGUAAGCUCAACCUUACGAGUCUUUAUCCACCGAAGUCACAGCUGAAACGACAGAAAAUGAUCUACCACUGCAAAUUUGGAGAGUUUGGUGUCAUGGAAGGCCAGUUCACUGAACCAAGUGGAGUAGCAGUGAAUGCACAGAACGACAUCAUUGUCGCAGACACAAAUAAUCAUAGAAUCCAAAUCUUUGAUAAAGAAGGAAGAUUCAAAUUUCAAUUUGGAGAAUGUGGGAAGAGAGAUGGUCAGUUGCUCUAUCCAAACAGAGUGGCGGUGGUGAAAUCAUCAGGCGACAUCAUUGUUACAGAACGAAGUCCAACCCAUCAAAUCCAGAUCUAUAACCAGUAUGGGCAAUUUGUGCGCAAAUUUGGUGCCAAUAUACUCCAGCAUCCACGAGGCGUGACAGUAGACAACAAAGGCAGAAUUGUCAUUGUGGAAUGCAAAGUCAUGAGAGUAAUCAUCUUUGACCAGUUUGGGAAUGUUAUCCACAAAUUUGGUUGCUCCAAGCACCUUGAAUUUCCAAAUGGCGUAGUCGUCAAUGACAAGGAAGAAAUUUUCAUUAGCGACAAUAGAGCUCAUUGUGUGAAGGUCUUCAACUACCAAGGAGUCUUUUUAAGGCAGAUUGGAGGAGAGGGCAUCACAAACUACCCUAUUGGCGUUGGCAUUAACAGUGCAGGAGAAAUCCUGGUUGCUGAUAACCACAACAACUUCAACCUUACGAUUUUCACUCAAGAUGGCCAGCUUAUCAAUGCCUUGGAGAGCAAGGUCAAACAUGCACAAUGUUUCGAUGUGUCUCUGAUGGACGAUGGUUCUGUUGUACUAGCAAGCAAAGACUACCGUCUCUACAUUUACAGUGAUCAAAUGUACCAAUUUGCAAUAUCUUGGAGCUUACGGUUCGGUUUGUAUCCUGCCCACAAGGUUUUCCAAGCAAGUGAUACUGCGACAUUGACCUCUAACCUUGAAAAACAAUAGGCAUCUUCCU
Messenger RNA from Ostrea edulis (European flat oyster), 2585 nucleotides. Its product is annotated as B-box type zinc finger protein ncl-1-like. The record is from RefSeq and is a predicted model, not a curated record. The coding region runs from base 137 to 2575 and encodes 812 amino acids. Lineage: Eukaryota; Metazoa; Mollusca; Bivalvia; Ostreida; Ostreidae. Gene Ontology annotation, molecular function: mRNA 3'-UTR binding; translation repressor activity; zinc ion binding. Gene Ontology annotation, biological process: negative regulation of translation. The transcript has 3 exons.